Messenger RNA from Labrus bergylta (ballan wrasse), 3005 nucleotides. RefSeq names its product cilia and flagella associated protein 58 (gene cfap58). The record is from RefSeq and is a predicted model, not a curated record. NCBI's taxonomy places the organism in Eukaryota, Metazoa, Chordata, Actinopteri, Labriformes, Labridae. Gene Ontology annotation, cellular component: cytoskeleton.
AUGGAGGACCCGGGAGCAGGAGGAGAGGACAUGUUUGGGUCCUUGGAGGAGUUUCAGAAGAUCCUCAGUGAGCUGCUUGGAGACCAGAGUAUGGACAAGGUCAGGGUGGAGUAUGAGAAGCUCAUCCAGGCUCUGAAGAAGUCCAGAGAGAACGAGAAGAGGCUGAUGUCUAAAUGCAGAGAGCUCAACGCAGAGAUCGUGUCCGUCUCAACCAAAGUGGCAGCAGCCCUCAAACUGUCCCAGGAAGACGAGACCACUAUUUCUUCACUAAAGAGGGAGCUCGAUAAAGCUUGGAAAAUGGUUGACACUGCUCAUGAUAAAGAGAAAAAAGACAAAGAGACCAUCAGGAAUUUAAAAGAAGACAUUUCCAACCUAAUAAAGAUGAAUGAACAGCAAACUGGUUUCUCUAAGGACCAACAGCAGAGUGAACGGCUAAAAGUAAUCGAGGACCUGACUAAAGAAAGAGAUCAGCUGUUGACAGAUGUGGAAGAUCUGAGAGAUAAACUGAAGCAGACCUCUGUGACCCAGCAGGAGACUGAAGCCAAACGAGAUGCUGCAUUAGAGAAUAUUUCUCAGCUCCAGCAGGAGCUCCAGGUGCAGCAGAAUGAGAUUUCUCGGGAGAUGAGGUUUAAAGAGAAGCUGGACAAGGAGGUGAAGCAGCUGCACGUCGACAUGGAAGCAAAGAUGGCGGAUAUCAAAGCUCUGAAUCUGCAGGGCCAAAGAGCAAAAGAGGAGCAGCAGAGACUGGAGCAUCAGCUCAAAGAGCUCAAGAUUUUAAACGAGCGGACGAGCAAGGAGCUGGAGCAUACGCAGGUGAAGAACGGCAAACUGCAGCAGGAGAGCGAGCAGCUCUCAUCAGUCAAGGAACAUCUCUCCCUGGAGAACCAGCAGAGCGCCAAUGAGCUCAAGAUGAGAGAGGAGGAGGUGAAUCAGAUGCGUCAGGAGGUGGCCAAACAAACAAAAAUGAGAGAAAUCAUCCAGAAGAAGUUCCACCAGAUGGAGGAGCAGAAAGCUGACGUGGAUGUGCAGAGGGAGACCCUGAAAGCUCAGGUCACUGGUCUGGAGAAAGAACUUGAAUCUUCCAAAAAACAAGCUGAAGUUGACAGAAAAGCCAUCGAGGAGCUGAUCAGAGAGAGAGACAUCUUGAAUAAGAACAUGAUCACAGCGUCACAGUCUACGGAGAAACAGCAGAACCUGGUGAAACUCCUCGAGCAGGACAAGAAGACCCUUGAACAUGAGAUCAAUGGUUACCGCCAGGAAGCCCAGAAGCAACGCAAAAUCAUUCAGCAGCUGGAGAAAGAACGGGACCGCUACAUCAACGAGACCAGCAGCCUCAUGCAGAAGGUGCAGCAAAAAAUGAGUGAUGUUGAAGUAAGAGAGAGUGAGAUAUUUGACUGGAGAAAAAAAGUCACAGAAGCUGAGUGCAAACUUAAACAGCAAGAAAACCUGCUGGAGAGUGUUGUUGCUGAAAGGAACCUCUACAGCAAAAACCUCAUUGAGGCUCAGGAAGAGAUUGCAGAGAUAAAGAGGAAGAUGAAGACCAUGAACAACCAGGUCACCAGACUGAGAGAUGAGAUCACGGGAAAGGAGCUGGCCCUCGCCAAAGACCAGCAGGAACAAAAGCGCUUACAGAAAGAUAACGAGGCACUCAAGGUGGAGCUGCAGACAAUCCGGCUUCAGCUACAAGAAAAGCAGCUUGUUGACAGUCAGAAAGCAGAACAGCAAAAACUGCAGAAGAUUAUAGCAGACGCUGAUGCUGAGCAGAUCCAACAGAAGAAGCAGCUGGAACAGGUUAUCAGAGAGCGGGACAGCCUGGGCAAGCAGCUGCUCCGCCACAAUGAUGAGCGUGCUCUGCUGUACGAGAAGAUCAGGAUCCAGCAGUCCAUCCUGAGUAAGGGGGACUUCCACUACAGCCAGAGGAUCGAGGACAUCCGCCUGCUUAAGCUGGAGAUCAAGAGGCUCCGACGCAAGAAGAGCAUCCUGGACAAGACUGUUCCUAACACAGAGGACUUGAGGCGAGAGCUGUUCCACUUGCAGAGGGAGCUGCUGAGAGAGAGGGUGAGGAGCAGCGUCCUGGAGGAUCAGCUGAAGCCCAUCAACAUUCACAGAUGGAGACGACUGGAGGGCAGUGAUCCUGGAAAAUACGAACUCAUCCAGAAGAUUCAGUCCUUACAAAAACGACUCAUCACCAAAACUCAAGAGCUGGAGGAACGGGAACUCUUAUUACAGGAGAAGGAGAAGCUGUACGUGGAGCUGAAGCACAUUCUGGCCCGUCAUCCGGGUCCAGAGGCGGUGGAGCAGCUCCAGCAGUGUCAGUGGACCCUCAGAGACAGAACUAAGAAACUCAAGGCUCUGAUAGCCGAGCUGAGGAUGCUCGACUCCAAGAUGAACGAGUACAAAAGUGAGAAUCAAAGUUUAGCCGGCGAGCUAGCAAACAUUAAGAAGAAGUACCUGAGUCAGAAAAAGCUUCACAGUGAGCAGAGGUCUAAAGUGAAGGUGGAGCAGCUGGAGCCGCUGCCUCAGCUGAGCAGCAAACCUCACUUCACAGGAGGAGGCUUCAGGAUCGACAACCCGGCCAGAAGACAAUAGACGAUGAGACUCCUGUCACACAUUUCUCCUACGACAUCAUCUGACAUUAUCAGCCAAUCAAAGGGCUUCAAACAUCCUUUUUUACCAACAAGCAAUCAUGAACUCUGAAAAAGACUAGUAGAUGACAUUGAUAAUGCAUCAUGUUGAUUUAUCAUUAAAAGAAGGCUAAUUUAUUUAUUUAAGAAUUCUGAGAAUUGUAUUUGGAUUCUGGAUAUAAUUCAACCUGACAGCAUAUUACCUGUAAAAAGCACUUUUUAUAGAGUGGGUAUUAAGUAACAAAGUUAAAGUUAUCCUCCUUUAUUCCUUGGCUAGUGUUCAACAUGAUGUUCAUGUCAUCACCACUAGAUGUCAGCAAAACACAGACUGACUAAAUAUCACAACAACAGCUUCCAUCUCCCAGAGUACUUUAGAAAUAU